GGCGCAGGGUGGGCGCAGCAUGGCCUCGUCCCCGCCGGGCCCCGGUUCCGGCCCCGCUCCCGCAGCCCGCUGGGGACAGGGCUGUCAUCCUGAAUGCGCAGUGGGUUGUGCAGGGAAUGGAGGGAUACAGAGAGUUCAAGACACCUUCAAGGCCAAAGAUCUGCUGAUCACCCCAGCCACCGUUCUGAAGGAGAAGCCCGACCCAGAGAGCCUGGUUUUCGGGACCGUUUUCACCGACCACAUGCUGACCAUCGAGUGGUCUUCGGAAUCCGGAUGGGAGAAGCCUCACAUCAGACCCCUGGAGAAUCUUUCGUUGCACCCUGGCUCAUCAGCUCUGCAUUAUGCUGUGGAAUUAUUUGAAGGUCUGAAGGCGUAUCGAGGGGUGGAUGAGAAGAUCCGUCUGUUCCGCCCGAAGCUGAACAUGGACAGGAUGCUGCGGUCGGCCGUGAGGGCCACCUUACCUGAGUUUGACAAAGAGGAGCUGCUCCAGUGCAUCAUCCAGCUGGUCAAGGUGGACAAAGAGUGGGUGCCCCACUCCACAGCUGCCAGCCUCUACAUCCGCCCCACGCUCAUCGGCACCGAGCCCUCCCUUGGAGUGAAGAAGCCCACCAAGGCCCUGCUCUUUGUCAUCCUGUGUCUGGUGGGGCCCUACUUUGCCAGCGGAAGCUUCAACCCCGUGUCCCUGUGGGCGAAUCCCAAGUACGUCCGAGCUUGGAAAGGAGGCACCGGGGACUGCAAGAUGGGCGGGAAUUAUGGAUCCUCCAUCUUCGCCCAGCGAGAAGCAGCGGAUUAUGGGUGCCAGCAGGUUCUUUGGCUCUAUGGAGAUGACGAGCAGAUAACUGAAGUCGGGACGAUGAAUCUUUUUCUCUUCUGGGUAAACGAAGAUGGAGAGGAGGAGCUGGCCACGCCACCCCUAGAUGGGAUCAUCCUUCCAGGAGUGACGAGGCAGUGCAUCUUGGAACUGGCACGCAGAUGGGGCGAAUUUAAGGUGUCAGAGCGGUACCUUACCAUGAAUGACCUCAUCGUCGCCUUGGAGAGAAACCGAGUUAAGGAAAUGUUUGGCUGUGGCACAGCCUGCAUUGUUUGUCCGGUUUCUGAAAUACUCUAUGGAGGGAAGACUUUGCACAUUCCAACUAUGGACAACGGCCCUGAGCUGACAACCCGCCUCCUGGACCAGCUGACUGACAUUCAGUAUGGAAGAGAAGAGAGCGACUGGACAAUCUCCGUAUCUUGAAAGAAAAGAGAAAAGCAGAGGAUAACCGCUCCCUCUCAAAAAGAAGACACCAUGAUAUUUGUGUUCCGGUAGAUGUCUUUGAUUACCUGUUUAGAGAAAUGCAUAACGUAGUUCCUGUGUUCCCAGAGAGGUUAUUUUGUUUCUUCGUGCCAGAAAAUGUGAAUAACAACCCUACUACUCUA
This is a messenger RNA of Tachyglossus aculeatus (Australian echidna), 1416 nucleotides long. RefSeq names its product branched chain amino acid transaminase 1 (gene BCAT1). Bases 20 to 1234 code for a protein of 404 amino acids. Gene Ontology annotation, molecular function: branched-chain-amino-acid:2-oxoglutarate transaminase activity. Gene Ontology annotation, cellular component: mitochondrion. Lineage: Eukaryota; Metazoa; Chordata; Mammalia; Monotremata; Tachyglossidae. The record is from RefSeq and is a predicted model, not a curated record. The transcript is spliced from 11 exons. Gene Ontology annotation, biological process: L-valine biosynthetic process; L-leucine biosynthetic process.